UCGUUCGUUCAUUCCGUUUUUAACGUACGCGCCGGGUGGUCGUCCGCGGUUGCAUAUUUUUAACAACACGUGGCGGGCCGAAUCGUGAAUAUAACCUAUUCGUCGUAUCAACAGCUGCUACAAAUUGAACGGAUUGAUAGUUCGAGAGACAAGCAAAAUUUAUCAAAAUGGUUAAUGAGUCAAAUGGGAGCGCUUCUCCGCAGCAGGAGCUUGAGACAUUCUUGUCUCCAGAAGAACGGAAUAAAGAAAGAAUCGUCAAAAAAUAUGAAAUGACCAAAGAUGCAGAGGCGGCGGAUUUUGAUCCUUUUGCUGAACGUAAACUGGACAAUCCCACAUCAAACAUGGACACACUAACCCAUCUCCUGAAGGCUUCGCUCGGUACUGGCAUCCUCGCGAUGCCCAAAGCUUUCAAAAGUUCCGGCCUCAUCAACGGUAUCUUUCUCACCAUUCUCGUCGCGGUCAUCUGCACCCACUGCGCUUACGUUCUUAUUAAAUGUGCUCACGUACUGUAUAGAAAGACGAGAAGAACGACUAUGAGCUAUCCUGAAGUCGCAGAAACGGCGAUGCAAAACGGACCUCAGUGGGGAAAACGAUAUGCAUACAGUUUUAGAAUAUUCAUACUUGUCAGUCUGUUCAUGACCUACUUUGGCACGUGCUCGGUGUAUACUGUGAUCAUUGCCACGAACAUAUUAAAGGUGGCGAACCACUAUCUAAGUUCUGAUAUCGACUUAAGACUGAUUAUAUUGAUACUUCUAAUGCCACUCAUCUGCAUGGCUUGGAUUAGGAACUUAAAAUAUUUAGCGCCAGUUUCUAUGAUCGCAAACGUAUUCAUGGGCGUCGGUCUAGGAAUCACUUUCUAUUAUUUAGUGGGCACUGGAGGUCUUGAUUUUGACAAAGUAUCGAACAUCAAACCCCCAGUAGAAUGGCCCGAGUUCUUCUCGCUGACGAUUUUCGCGAUGGAAGCUAUUGGAGUUGUUAUGCCAUUGGAAAACGCUAUGAAAACGCCCAAGUCUAUGCUAGGAUUCUGCGGUGUGCUGAACAAAGGCAUGUCUGGAGUCACUCUUGUGUACAUCCUACUCGGCUUCCUCGGUUAUCUACGUUACGGCGAUGAAGUCAAAGACUCAAUCAAUCUUAAUUUGGACCAAGAAAAGGUACCGGCCCAAAUCGUUCAAAUAGCGAUCGCAAUUGCCGUCUACUGCACAUUCGGUCUUCAGUUCUUUGUGUGCAUUGAGAUAAUGUGGAACUGCAUAAAGGAAAAGUUCACCAAGCACCCGAUAAUGGCUGACUACGCCAUGCGUACUGUCAUGGUAACAGUGUGUGUUCUACUCGCGGCCGCUGUCCCUACCAUAGCGCCAUUCAUGGGAGUUAUCGGUGCAUUCUGCUUCUCACUACUAGGCCUUAUAGCUCCAGCAUUCAUUGAAGUUAUCACUUUCUGGAACAUCGGUUACGGACGUUUCCACUAUCUGGCAUGGAAGAAUGUUCUAGUAUUCAUCUUUGGCCUUUUCGCACUUAUCUUCGGUACCAAAGACGCUGUUAUAAGCAUAAUAAAUGAGUACAACUAGUAACAUUGCACAUCAGCCUGAUCACAGGUCUGAGUUGAAAAGGAAAUAUGUGUGAUAGUUAGUUAGAUUGUAAGGUUUAGAUUUUAGUUCAAUUUAUUUUAAUCUUUUUAAAGCAUUUUGUAAGACGUAUUUUUACUACACCGCGGACCGAUUUUGGACACCGCUUUUGUUUGGUGCAAGAAAUGUUAUGAAUAAUGAAUUGAAUGUUUUAAAGCUCCGCAUAAUAUGCAGAUCUUAUAACGUUCAAAUGUGUGGGCAGCCUGUGUCAGCUGUAUAAGGGAGAUUUUAACUUGUUUUAACCUUUUUUUAUUUCGAUUGCAUUCCCAAUUGUACAAUAUUUAAUUGUGUGAAAAUGUAGCAAGACCUUAUUACGAGCACGACCAAUACAAUAUAAUUCAAACAAUCAUUUGUAAAAUGUUUAUAAUGGUCGGAUUAAAAAAAAAUCAAUAUUUUUUUGUUUUACAAUCAUACAAGUUAUUUGUUUAAAUAUGUUAUGUUAUAUUUAAUCCCGAAAACCGUUGUAACAGUAUUCAAAUAUAUUCACUAUUCAUUGUUUUUGUAAUUUUAAUUGAAAACCGUUAUUUUGUUUCAUGUUUAUUUCGAAAUUGACUUGUUAAAUUAUUUCACGCGUUUUAUUUCCGACAGUAGUCUAAGUAAUUAUACCAGAACAAAGUUAAAAAAUACUGUAGCAACAACUGUAACGGUAAACGAUUAUUUUAUUUAUACAUUUAAAACUAAGAACAAAUUGCACGAUAUGCACCGAUGAUUUUGAGUAGGAUUUUAAAUGUAAAAUCGCAUUUAAUGUUUUGUAAUGUUUACUAUUUAAAAUGAAUUUUAAU
This is a messenger RNA of Papilio polytes (common Mormon), 2401 nucleotides long. RefSeq names its product proton-coupled amino acid transporter 4-like (gene path). Gene Ontology annotation, biological process: amino acid transmembrane transport. Gene Ontology annotation, cellular component: vacuolar membrane. Gene Ontology annotation, molecular function: amino acid transmembrane transporter activity. The record is from RefSeq and is a predicted model, not a curated record. The transcript is spliced from 9 exons. NCBI's taxonomy places the organism in Eukaryota, Metazoa, Arthropoda, Insecta, Lepidoptera, Papilionidae. The coding region runs from base 168 to 1562 and encodes 464 amino acids.